CCCAAAGCCCUAAUCCCGCCCACCCUACCAUAGCGAAUGUUGCGUUAAAUCAACAAUAAACCAGUAGUGAGCAUUGCCCGCAAGUUCGUCCUGCGGUCAGUAAUAAUGUGUGAUUGUGUACUGUUUUGUUUAUGAAUUGUAUCUGUUCUGUGUUUUCUCUCACAUUUUCACUUAAAACAAACAAAAUCUAAGGUCAAAAGUUCCUGUAACGUUGUGUGUGACGGCUUAAUUUAAACAAUUGUACAACAUGGAUUUAUGAGUUCGCGAUUUGAAAACCAUCAACGGUGGGUGCGGACGAGAUGGGGCGCGCGCGGUACAUUGCGUGCGCGGUGCUUUUGCUGUGUCCUCUAGCUUUAAGUCGCCAUGAUGACGACUUUGCUUUCGACAAUAGUGACGAGUUUCAGGUUGAACUUACAGCCAAUCAUUCAGAAAUAACACGAAAUGGCCUAAGAAGAUUAUGGGGCGUUCCUGACACAUCGGCCUACGUGGGACAUCUGUUCCGAAUGGAAAUUCCCAAAGAAGCUUUCUCCGGAGAAGUACAAGCAUACAAGGUUCGCCGGGAUGACGGUCGUCACACGCCUAACUGGCUCGCCGUGGACUCAAAACACGGCCUGAUCAGUGGCUUGCCUCAGCAGGCGGAUCUCGGUGCUCACACCUUUACAGUUACAGCACAUGGACGAACUCGCGGACUUACAGCCACCGACUCCUUCACUAUCGAGGUGAAGAAAGCGGAAGAGAAGCCGCAGUCUAAAUACGGAUCAUGCGUCGGCGCGGAGAGCCGGCUGGUCCUGGUGAUACUGGUAGAUGGUGCGUUCCACCACAUAGUGCCGCGGCAGCGAAUACGGGCGCUCAUGGAACUUGCCAAAUUUAUGGCCCUCGAUGGUGAUGAAUUUUGGAUGGAGCCCUACAAAGCGGAGGUGGAUCACACAUUGACAGUACUGAAGAGUGGCGCCGGUAACACGCAGCACAGGCGCGGAGGCGCUAUUACAGCUAUCUAUUUAAACGUGGGGUGCAAGAACAAGGUGUGGCCACGCCAUCAGGUGCUGGUAGCGGGAUUACGCGAACAGGCACGGGAUGGAUCUCUGGCGCACGUCCUGCAGCUGCCCGUGUUAGGAUGGCGUCUCGCAGCCGCCGCCGCACCACGCCGCAAGCGCCAGUUAAAACUUCCGGAAGGGUCCGGCGGGUUCGAUUACGACAACGAGGACGACGGUGGAGACGCCGAUCUCGACGCAGAUGGAGACUACAGCGGUUACGAUGACAAUAACGACGACUAUGAUUACAGCCGCAUCGAUGACGGAGCCACCGAGCCCGAGGAGACGACGACUCUACUCACCACCACCAACAGACCAAACCCGACAUCCCCCCCUACCACGUCUACUACCACCACGCCCGCUCCCACCUCCCCGCUCACUUCCCCGCAAACCACGCCCGACCCUACGACUACCGAGGAAUACACCACCGCUCGCGAAGAAACCACUCCCGAGCUCGCCUCUACUAAUACGUAUACCACAGAGGAGGACAAAGUGAAGAUCACACCUUACGAUUCAGCCUCUGAAGCGAGCAAUGUGAAUCACACGAUAGAAAUUCCAGUCAUCCCAAGGCGUAUCGGCAGUUUUCCUGCGGUCUUGCCCGAAUACAAUGUAUCCGAGGUGCAGACCACGACUGAAAUGGAAGCGCAAACAGUAGUUAUACGCGGCUCGGACGAACUACCGCCGGUGUCGUCGUCCGAACAGCCGACAUCGUCGACGCCGUCAUCGACGACGUCCACGAGCACGUCGACCACGACGUUACCGCCCACGACAACGCAAAUACCGGAAACGUCUACGUCGUUCCUACCGAUACCGCCGGUUAUACUGACCACGGUGAAUACGACGUCAUCUCUGCCACCCACGACCUUGUCGACGGCUCAAACGACACUGUCGUCGUCAGAUAUACCCACUACUACCUCAGUUCCAGAAACUACAAUACAGGAAGUCACCAAGCAGGAUUAUGGAUCUUCACAGAGAAGUAGUACAAUAAUAGGUCUCACUACUGAAACGGUGACAUUCGCAAUGAAUACGCCGCCAACUCUCAAGCAUCAUAUGAAGAAAUUAGCCAUCACGGCCGGUAAAGCUUUCCGUUAUAUCAUACCAGCAGACUUGUUCACCGACGCAGAAGAUGGAACCAAUCUCUCAUUCACUAUGUACGAAGCAGAAAAUGUACCGCUCCGGAAGGACUCGUGGAUACAGUUUAUACCUGCCAGCCGUGAAGUUUAUGGAUUACCGUUGGAAAAGCACGUGUCGCGUUGGAACUUCAUUGUCGAAGCCAAAGACAGCGAAGGCGCAGUAGCCCGAGGGCCCCUCGACAUCACCGUGCAGCAACACAAGAGCGGUCGCACAAUCAACCAUCAGUUCGUCAUGAAUAUCGAACUCAGUAAGCCAUACAGCAACGUCAUCGACUGGCAGAUACGAGUUCUGGAAGGGAUUGUCAACCUUUUCAGAGAUACGGAUAUGCACCACCUGACUGUAUUGAAAGCAACACAAACUGACGAUAUAUGCGAAUUCGUUUGGACAAAUGACACGCUUCCCAAGGAUCCGGCGUGUCCAAUGGACGAUAUUAAUAGGCUGAUGAAGAUAAUGGAGUCGGAGACGGAAGCGGGCGCGGCGUCGGCGCGGCUGUCGCGGGCGAUGACGCCGCAGCUGCGGGUGGUGCGCGUGCGCUGGGAGCCGCGCGGCCGCUGCGACCCCCCCGCGCGGCCCGCGCCCGCCCCGCCCGCCGCGCGCCCCGCGCCCCCCGCGCCCGCCACCCGCGCGCCCGACGCCUUCCCGCCGGUCUCCCGCAACCAGGUCGACCACCUCACCGCCGUCGUCGGCCAGCUGCUCGUGCACAAGGUGCCGGAGGAUACGUUCUUCGACCCGGAGGACGGUGGCACUCGUAACCUGGCGCUGUCCCUCCGCUACAGCGACCGGUCGGAGCUGCCGGCCGGCCACUGGUUGCAGUUCGACACUCGUAACCAGGAGUUCUACGGUCUUCCCGCACCCAGCGACGAAGGCAGUGUGCAUUAUCAGCUUAUUGCCGAAGACUCAAGCAAAAAGAGCGCAUAUGAUAGCUUAAUUGUAGAAGUUGUGAAAUCGCCCACAAUUCGUCCCACUGUCGAGUUCCAAAUGACAAUGGAGUAUCCAUUCGCACAACUCGCAUAUGACGCCAAUAACAAACGAAAGGUUGUCGAGAAGUUAGCUGCACUCUUUGGGCAGAAGAGCACAGACAAUAUUAGGAUUAAUAGUAUCACUGACAACCCUACCACUAUUAUUUGGUACAAUACUAGUCUACCAAUGGAUAGAUGCCCAAAGAAAGAAAUCGAGGAAUUGCGCAAAAUGAUAAUCGUAGACGAACGCGGUUCAACAGGUGGCGCUCUCAAGGAGAACGUCGACCACGUGUUCGAUAAAGAUUUUAAAGUUAUGUCCAUAAGGCUUAUACCUUUAGGACUGUGCGCCGAACAGAACACUAAAGUGCCUAAAACAACCAUACAAGUACAUCCGGGUUCAACAAAGUUGCUCAACUCUAAAGCAGACUCGGCCGAGUCUGGCUACCUCGUUACCUUCAUCAUUCCAGCAGUUGUGAUCGUUUGUAUGAUCCUCGUGGCUGGCAUCAUUGCUUGCGUUUUGUACAGAAGACGUAGAACUGGUAAAAUGAGCGUUGGUGACGAAGAAGAAAGGCAAGCGUUCCGCUCUAAAGGUAUCCCGGUGAUAUUCCAAGAUGAACUCGAAGAGCGCGCCGACACGGAACCAGCUCACAAGAGUCCCAUCAUCAUGCGUGAAGAAAAACCACCCUUGUUGCCUCCAGCACCUGACUACAGGGGUGGCGAAGACGUCCCAUACAGACCCCCGCCCCCGUUCCCAGCCUCCCGUACCCCUCCUAGGCCAAAAGCCACCCCCACUUACAGGAAACCACCCCCAUACGUCCCGCCUUAAGACUGCACUGCCUCACUACCUUAAGCAACAUCUAGUUUGUAAGUUUACUGUGUUUCAAAGGCCCCACGCACCUUGGAAUAAUUUUAAGGCCGUGGUAUUGGACCUUUAGUCUGUAAUGUGCAAACGCGAUCUUUGCUCCAUCAAUAAAAAGCGCAGUAGGUUUAUGGCAUGAAUGAAACAGCGUUAUUGUUUCAAAUUGAAACAUCUCUUAAGUUAUUUCAGAACAUUGAUCGCAUUUACACUAUUAUAAAAUUUAAUGAUACACAGCUGUAUUAUGAAACCGGUUCACAAAUUAUUCGUUUAUAUGUGGAUUUUGAACUCCAAUUUCCCUAGUCGAACUCACGAUACACUGUUCUGUACUUGUUACAUAUAUUUAUUAGCCUCUACAAUAUUUUUGCAUAAUUUAUCAAUAAUUUCCUGAAAUUACUUUCCCUGCUAUUAAGAAUGCAUUUAAUACGAAUAUUUAUUAAGUACACCUCGUAAAAACAAGGAAUUGUGCGCCGUAUGACUACGAAUUUCUUAUACAAUAUGUGUAUGUAUAAGUUAGUUACGUACUUAUGUACUAGCUUUGAGAAUUAGGUGUUACACGGUACGGUUAGGUGUUGCUGGUUCAAUUAUAUAAAAACUGGAGACUUCACAAUAAUAUAAUGUACCUAACUUAGUGUUAUUGUUGAAGUAGAACAUGUUAAAAUAGUAGCGUUUAGAAUAAGGUGAAGUUUAACCAGGCGUGUAUGAGUCAUAUUCGUGUUAUUUAAAAAACCGUUCCGCGACGAAAACAGUAUUGAAAACUGUAAAGUAUGUUACAGAAUUGUAGACGUUAUGAAAUGUAUUAUAUUAUAAAUUAUUCGUAACGUCAAUUUCUUAAUGCACAGAUAUAUUAUUGUGCAAAUCUGUGUUCAGUAAUAGUUGAUGAUUGUGAUGAUAUUAUCAUUGUGUUUACAUCCAAUUCAGUCUUUCAGUCUUUUUCAACAAUGGUAUUUUAGAAAGUUUAGCAUGCAAUUGGCAUUAUCUGUUACUUGCAUUAAAGUCGCAAUUUCAUUGGCCACUUAGUCUUCAAUCUAAAUUUGAUUUAUAUAAGUAAAUCUAGUCUAGAGAAUUUCAUUUUCUUUGUUUAUAUUUUUUGUUCUCCGGUUUCUCUUUCCAUUCUAACAAUAGCAUAAGUGUUAAUAUAUUGAGGUGUUAUGUUCUAACAUACUAGAGAAGGCACUAAACAAACACUAUGUCAUAUACCGUACACAAUACAAUACGUAAGGAUCUUAUUACUAUUCAAGUAAUAUGAUUAUUUACUACUAUUAUUAUUACCACAUUUACAUGAAUACAAACUAAAAAACAUGUGAUCUUAAUUGCAAGAUCUACAGUGAUUAUAUUGUUCUAUAUCAUUAAUUUAAAAUAAUACUAUAUAACCGCAAAAUUAGUAGGUGAACUAAAAAAUUUAAGAAAUUUAAUGUCUUUUGACAUAAUAAUAAAUAGAUAUGCAUCGCCUCCACCAGGAAUAUGGUGCGCUAAAGUCAGUCAAAAUAAUUUGGACACCUUUUGCCACCAAUGGCAAAAGAUAUACAUAUUUUUUUUAUCAUUAUUACUGCCGUUCAAUUCGGCUAGCUAUUUAGUUGAGAAGAACUAGCAAGAAACUGAAGUGGUUUUUUUUCUAGCAGCUAGUUCAUAUUACCUCAAUAUUAAUUUGAUGUCUUGUUGCGACGAAUACGAGACUGAACUGCCGUUAGUUUCACUUAGGUCCAGACCAAAAUAAACAAUGAUAUGCGUUUGGCUGAGUGUGUGCCAUUGUUUCGACAAUUGUUAUUUAAUGUAAUUUAAAAUUAAACAUAUCGAAAAUGUAACAUUUUAUAGCCUUUAGCGUAGAUCUUCCAUACACAGUGUAUGUUUAAAUAAUAAGUGUGUAAAUGUAUGCCGAUCCAAAAUCGGGUGUAAAAGCACAAGUUGUAACAUUUAGAGCCGAAUCGAAUCGCUGUUGUGGGUUACUCGACAUGAAUAGAUGGUGUGUACACUAUUAAAUACAAUUAAUAUUUAAUGAAUUAUACAACUGACUCUAGUUAUAGGCUAUGAAUAGAUAUUUAUAAGACGAAAUAUCAUUUUGUACUUGUUUAAUUACCAUAGGUUUAAGAUUAACAAAUCAUGUAAACUAUAGGAAAACUAUGAACGAAAUGAGCUAUAAUAAACAUGUUUCUUUGGAUGUAUUUUUUUUCUAUUGUAUACUCGUUUAGAGUUUUGCAUUUAUAGAUCUUUUUAGUAAUACGAAUAUACAAUUUUACAGGAUAUCAUGUCACUUAUUUCUUUUACAUGUUAGAUGUACUUAAUAAUGUCCACUGUAAACCGUACCAUUUUCAUAAUUUGAUAUACUUUAAUUUGGCAUAUUUUUUAUGUUUGAACACCUCUCAUUGAAUACGCACAUAAUUUAUGUAAUUAAUGAGCUUUUUAUUUUUAAAUUAUUAAAAUGUUCUAGUGAUAAA
This is a messenger RNA of Achroia grisella, 6415 nucleotides long. It is a transcript of the gene Dg, whose product is annotated as dystroglycan 1. Gene Ontology annotation, biological process: nerve development; axon guidance; morphogenesis of an epithelium. The coding region runs from base 300 to 3950 and encodes 1216 amino acids. The record is from RefSeq and is a predicted model, not a curated record. Gene Ontology annotation, molecular function: calcium ion binding; laminin binding. The transcript has 20 exons. NCBI's taxonomy places the organism in Eukaryota, Metazoa, Arthropoda, Insecta, Lepidoptera, Pyralidae. Gene Ontology annotation, cellular component: sarcolemma; dystroglycan complex; dystrophin-associated glycoprotein complex.